AAAUGAAAGAUCAAAAGAAUUUUUAAUAGUGGGUUAUUCAUUUGGAUCCUUAAUUGCUAUCGAAUUAGCAAGAUUAUUAGAAGCUAAGAAUUUCAUUGGACGGUUAAUACUUAUAGAUGGAGCACCUGAUUGGAUAAAAUUUUUGAGUAAAAAAUAUUUUAAUCAUACUUCGCAACAAGAAUUGCAAAAUGAUAUUUUACUUCAUCAUCUAAAACUAUAUCUCGAAUCUGACAAUGAAAUGAUUGCGUUAGACCUGAAAAAGUGCAACACAUGGGAGGAAAAAUUAGAACUUAUUACUCGCUUUUCGGAGAUGACUGAUAUGUUAAGUAUUGAAAAUCAAAAACUUUUAUGUACAACGUUUUACGAUCAUAUAAUCGCUGUACAAGAUUAUGAUAUAUCUUCAUUGUCACGCUUAAAAUCAUCUGUAAUAUUAUUAAAACCUACACUUACACCUUUCACUUUUCCUGAAGAGGAUUAUGGUCUACAUAAGGUUACUGAAAGUGCAGUGCAAAUUCAUUACAUAGAAGGUUCUCAUAUCACAAUAAUAGACAAAAUAGCAUCAUUUAUUAACGAAGCAUUCUAAAAUAAAUAGCUCUGUUGAUGUCUCGUCGAACGAAUAUCGAUUAGUUGGAGGAGGUACAGAAAAGGUGAUUCAUGGGUAAAAUGCGGUAUUUUCAUAUAACGGUUUAUUAUAACUAAAUAAUGGAAUAAA
This is a messenger RNA of Cataglyphis hispanica, 712 nucleotides long. RefSeq lists its product as uncharacterized. The record is from RefSeq and is a predicted model, not a curated record. Lineage: Eukaryota; Metazoa; Arthropoda; Insecta; Hymenoptera; Formicidae. The annotation marks the transcript as partial. Gene Ontology annotation, biological process: biosynthetic process. The transcript has 3 exons.